UCUUCCCUCUCAACUGCCACGUCUCCAUUUCUCUCCCUUCUUCUCCACAGCACUCGCCCCUUCUCAUUUCAAAUCCCUUCGUCUUCCUCGUCGAUCGCCUUUCAAAUUUCUUCCUCGUUAAUGGCGGAAUACGGGCGUAGCAGUCGGUUCUUCAAGUUCAGACCCCAACACCUCGCGGCGGAGGCAUCCCUUCUCGAUUAGUCUGAGUUCGAUCUCAAAGGGAUCGAUCGAUUUCCUCUUCGCAUCGGUGUUCGGACUUUUACUCGUGUGUGUUCUGAUCCCUCUGGGAGAAUCGAUGGUUGGGAAGUAUCGCCACGACUUCUUCUUCGGGACGGCGGUGCAGAUGGCGCGGAUCAUGCUCCGGAUCCACUACUCCAGGCUCUUCUGGCAGCUCUUCGGCGUCUUCAACUACGAGAACCACGAAGGAAACCCGCGCAUCAUCUAGCGCACCCAUCGCCGCUGAUUUCUGUUAAUUCGUCCUUUGGAGUUCUGCUCUUGCUUUCCGCUUCUUAAUAUUUCCUAGCGCUUCUUCUCGUUUUCUUUCUUGUUCUUGGUCUCUGAUCGGCCGAUGAGGCCGCAGCCGGUGGAGAGGCGGCGUCCGGAGCUCGUCGACAAGCUGAAUGGCUACGUCGAGACCGAUUCAGCGGGUCGCUACGGUCGUCAUAUCUCUUUAUUUUCUCUGCUAUCCACUUGCUAUCUCAAAGUUCCAACGUUGCCAAAGAAACUCUGCUCAAGUUGCAAGGAGGAAAGUGAUCAGGAUUACAAAGUCAAUGGAACUUUUAAUGAUAUUGAAACUCUGAGAUUCGAUGAAAUGCUAGGGAAGGGAGCCAUGAAGACAGUUUAUAGAGCAUUUGAUGAACUAAAUGGCAUUGAAGUGGCCUGGAACCAAGCCAAAAUCUGCAACGUGAUGCGCUCUCCUGAAGCACUGGAGCGCAUGUGCUCAGAGGUCCAGCUUCUCAGCUCUCUCAACCAUGACUCCAUCAUCAAGUUCCACGCUUCUUGGAUUGAUGCAGAAAACAGGACUUUCAACUUCAUCACCGAGAUGUUCACCUCCGGCACCCUCCGAGAGUAUCGUCAAAGAUAUCCCCGAGUUGAUGUCAAUGCUGUCAAGAGAUGGGCACGGCAAAUCCUCCAGGGACUGGUAUACUUGCAUGGCCAUGACCCUCCGGUUAUUCACAGAGACCUAAAGUGUGACAACGUUUUUGUCAAUGGGCAUCUAGGGCAAGUCAAGAUUGGUGAUCUCGGCCUGGCUGCUAUGCUCCGUGGAACACAGUGCGCCCACAGUGUCAUAGGGACACCAGAGUUUAUGGCACCGGAAGUUUAUGAAGAGGAAUACAAUGAGCUUGUUGAUAUGUACUCAUUUGGAAUGUGUGUUCUCGAGAUGCUUACCUCUGAAUACCCCUACAGCGAGUGUUCAAAUUCAGCUCAAAUUUACAAGAAAGUUACUUCAGGAAAAUUGCCAGAUGCAUACCAUCGCCUCAAGGAUCCCCAAACAAAGCGUUUCAUUGGAAGGUGUUUAGAGAGAGCCUCAGAGAGAGCAUCGGCGAUGGAGCUCCUCCUUGAUCCCUUCCUUGCACUUGAAGAUCAUCCUACUUCCUUAUCAAGCUUCAAAAAUCCAGCCAAUGUUUUUAACAAGGUUAUUAUUGCAUCAGGAGCACCCAAUCAUAUGCAGGUGGCAGACGAUGAUCCCGAACUGAAUACUGAUCCCGUAUCGCAGGCUGCUAACAUGACCAUCACUGGCAAGAUAAAUCCGAAAGAUGACACUAUAUUUCUCAAAGUGCAAAUUGCUUAUCAAGAAGGGAAGAUGAGCAACGUAUAUUUUCCGUUUGAUACUGUUGAAGACACACCAUUGGACGUGGCGAAUGAGAUGGUGAAGGAACUUGACAUAAGGGAUCGAGAACCAUCAGAGAUAGCAGAGAUGAUCGCCCAAGAGAUAACAAGUUUGGUGCCUGGUUGGAAAGAAGACUGCGAGGCGCGCCACCAAGUUUGCAACUAUGUCGAUGACAAAGAAGAUCGGAGCAGCCAUCCCUUCUACUACCUCUCCUCCCCUACAUCUUCCCAAGGUUCAGUUGCCUUUGGCAUGAGCUCCUCCCAAGGAUACAACCAUCUCCAAAAAGAAUUGGCCGGAGAUUGCUCAUUUCUGGACGACGACGACGAUGAUAUGAGCUCUGUUCACCCAAUUAAUUACUCUGCUAUUAACUACACUGAUCAAGAACUUUGUGCAAGUUUCGACCAGGGAGAUCCGAACGGCCUAAAUUCGGCGAGAUUCUGCAUUGGCGAAGGUUUUGGUUGCUGCUAUAGCGGCGGUGGAGAGAAAAGUGCGGCAGGAGAUGCACACCAACGCCACCACCACCGGCGGCUGCUUAGGAACCAGUCGAUGCUGGACUUGCGAAGCCAGCUGCUGCACCGGGCGCUGGUGGAGGAGCUGAACAAGCGGACGUUUAAGACGAUUUGCGCCGUCGAGAACAUAGGCUGCCAGAUGCCAUGCUCAUCGUCGUCUUCAGCCCGCUGCAAUUAUCAUCAUCGUCAAAAGCAAAGCAAGGAACCCAAUUCACCUGCAGCACGAGGAAGAGGUUGAAUGAACUAGACCGUAAGGUGAUUGUAAAUAGUAGGUAUUUGCUACUAUCAGACCUCUGUGUUCCAGAUUGUAAAUAGAGAUAAUCCUCUUUUUAUUUCA
Molecule: messenger RNA, 2677 nt
Organism: Zingiber officinale
Lineage: Eukaryota; Viridiplantae; Streptophyta; Magnoliopsida; Zingiberales; Zingiberaceae
Product: probable serine/threonine-protein kinase WNK5
Exons: 9
Coding region: 569-2578 (669 amino acids)
Biological process (GO): intracellular signal transduction; protein phosphorylation
Cellular component (GO): cytoplasm
Molecular function (GO): ATP binding; protein serine/threonine kinase activity
Source: RefSeq, a predicted model, not a curated record